Messenger RNA from Drosophila miranda, 614 nucleotides. RefSeq lists its product as uncharacterized. Lineage: Eukaryota; Metazoa; Arthropoda; Insecta; Diptera; Drosophilidae. The record is from RefSeq and is a predicted model, not a curated record. Bases 139 to 579 code for a protein of 146 amino acids. The transcript has 2 exons.
CUUCUGUAAAUAGUGGCACUUAGUAGGCCAUGCUUUCACGAAGACAGCUCUGAGUGGAAGUACCAACAGAGUUUUUAUCACACACAAUUUGUUUUCUAAGAAUUAAAACUGCUAGGGAACACAAGCGCCCUGAGAGAAAUGCCACCAUUUAUACGCGACGACAAGCCAUUGGCCCGGGACCAGGAGGACCAGGAGGACCAGGACCAAAACCAGGACCAGAUCCAGAACCAGGACCAGAACCACGACCAGGACCUCCACCAGAACGAAGAACCAAUCCUAGAGGACGAUGUGUUGAAUGAUGGAGAACUAUAUAUGGCCCUGUUACAAGUCAGAACCACUGUGGAGCAAAAUCGUGCAGAUGCGGAGCGUGCCGGACUAAAUAUGGCGAACUUCCAUCAACGCCUUGCCGCUUAUUCGGACCUCCUUAUCGAGUUUACAAAUGCCGUCAACAGGAAGCUAGCCCUCAACCGGCAGGGCCACACCGCGGAGACUGCCAUGGAUCACAGUGCCGUUAGCCAGCAGAUCCAUCGACUGUUCCGUGAGAUCAGCGAAUAUUUUGACAGAUACAUGAGAGAAUGAAUAAACUCGAUGGUCUCGUUAAAAAUGUUUGUUUU